CCUAACUCCCUACCUACACUCACCUUUCCUGGCCCCAUCCCCGCCUCUUCGACCUGUUUGUUUCCUCUCCACCUAUCCUCUCCUCUAUCCCUCUUCUAUCCGCCUCCCACUCUCUCCCUAUUUAUUUCAAAACCCCCUUCCCCUCCCCCUUUUCUGAUGAAGGGUCUAGGUCCGAAACGUCAGCCUCUCUGCUCCUAUGAUGCUGCUUGGCCUGCUGUGUUCAUCCAGCCCUGCACCUUGUUGUCUCGGAUUCUCCAGCAUCUGCAGUUCCUACUAUCUCUAAAUUAACCAGCACCUCUAUGCAAGAAACUUGAAAGUAUGGCCCUUCCGCUAAUCUAACCAAAACUAUGGAUAUGCUACGUGGACGACACCUUUGUCAUCAUUAAACGGACCAAACUGGGUUUUUUUUUCCUUGGAAGGUCUGCAACAAAUGUGUUGCAGCCAGAUUACGUUUAUCUGGUCCUGCAGCAGCUGAAGGAGGUCGAACAAGUCAGCAGUGUUACUAUGGUAACAGUAGGGGCCUAACUGUAGUGGGAGGCGGGGCCGGCGGUUAAGACCGCCCAGCGUGGUUACAAUGGCAACUGUGCGAAGAGAGGGAUGGGCAUGGGUUAAGGGGCGGGGUUAUUCGGCAGGAUGUCCCGCCCAUGCGGAGUUACGGUGGUAACGGUGCGCUGGGGGGGCGGGGCUAUGGGGCAUGUAGCCCAAGAGAGGGGCGACGGGAGCAGAGUCAAGUGGGCAGGUCCGCCGUGCCGCGUCACCAUGGUGACAACGCCGUGAGUGGGCGGGGUAGAGAGCGCCGUGGGGGGUGCGGCUGGUGGUGAAGUAGGCCCCGCCCAACCGGGUUACCAUGGCAGCAGCGGCUGUCCAGAGUGAGGGAGGAUGGAGUCAGGCGCGGCCCAGAGCGGCUUCGAAAUGGAGAUAACCCUGUAAAGCCCAGGCAGCUCCACUGCAACUAGUGUAACUCACCCCGACCUCAAACCCUUAUCUAUUAACCAAAGUAAACCUACACAAAACAUGGCGGAUAACGACAACUCAUCAUCUACAAAGCCCUUUGUCGGGGAGAUCAAAAGUGGGUUGAAACCGUCCAUGAAGAUGAGUAUCACAGGGAUGGUUCAUUCACACCCCAACAGCUUUGUAUUAAGUCUCAUCGGCAACCCUUCAGAACCAGAUACAGACGUGGGCCUUGAAGUGACUAUUAACUUCCGGGAUCGCUCAGUUAUACGGAAUGCCAAAGUUUCAGGCAAAUGGGGGAAAGAAGAGAAAAACAUACCGUAUUUCCCUUUCACACCAAUGCAGCACUUCAAGAUGGAAAUCCUAUGUGAACACCAGCAGUUCCGGGUUCAAGUGGAUGGACAACGGCUAUUUGAUUUUACGCAUCGCAUCCAACAACUACAAAAACUAACUGCUUUAAAAAUUACAGGCGACGUUCGACUGACAAAAGUAGUUUAAUCUUAGUAAUAACAGUUCUAAAGAGAAGAUAACUGAAAACGUGUGGUUCCCCCAGCUUUUAUAAUUCAAGUUAAAGUUUUUUAAAGUCUGCGGACACUGAUCCUGCACCAACCGGCUUUCUAAGUAGGAAAACAAUUUCUUUUGCAAACAUGGUAGAAGUGUACUUUUAAAAAAAAAUUAAAAGUCAGCAACAUAUGUUCAA
Molecule: messenger RNA, 1651 nt
Organism: Rhincodon typus (whale shark)
Lineage: Eukaryota; Metazoa; Chordata; Chondrichthyes; Orectolobiformes; Rhincodontidae
Product: Galectin-related protein A-like
Exons: 4
Coding region: 1015-1449 (144 amino acids)
Molecular function (GO): carbohydrate binding
Source: RefSeq, a predicted model, not a curated record